This is a messenger RNA of Aureobasidium pullulans EXF-150, 198 nucleotides long. RefSeq lists its product as uncharacterized. Bases 1 to 198 code for a protein of 65 amino acids. The transcript has 2 exons. The record is from RefSeq and is a predicted model, not a curated record. NCBI's taxonomy places the organism in Eukaryota, Fungi, Ascomycota, Dothideomycetes, Dothideales, Saccotheciaceae.
AUGUCUGCCACCAUCAAUCCCCAGCUUGAUUACAACUAUGUUCCUAGCAAGACGACCGUCGAAGAAAUUAUUGUCGAUACCCCGAAAGACUUGACCGCCCUGACUGUCUUGACCGCCGAGGAUCUCGCCAUCUCCGUUAUUGUUCACGGGACUCGUGCUAAAGUCAUCAAAUACUCGAAGAAGGCCGAGAAGCAAUAG